This is a messenger RNA of Encephalitozoon romaleae SJ-2008, 903 nucleotides long. RefSeq lists its product as hypothetical. The transcript has a single exon. NCBI's taxonomy places the organism in Eukaryota, Fungi, Microsporidia, Unikaryonidae. The coding region runs from base 1 to 903 and encodes 300 amino acids. The record is from RefSeq and is a predicted model, not a curated record.
AUGAGAAGAAUGCGAGUGGUUUUGAAAUUUUCCUUUGAAGAUAAAGAAAUGUCUUCUUUAUUUAGUGUACUUAUAAACGAAGGAAAGAAGAUUGGGCGGAAGAAAGGGCCCAUAGCAAGGGUUAGGAUUUCUAAGGUUGUAGAAAUCAUAAUGAAUUCUGUGCCUGUGUAUAAUCUGAGGAUCAGCUCAGUAUUGUUUAGAGUGAUAGUGAGGGCCUAUGAAGCUAAAGUGAGGGUUUAUUUACUUGAAAUCCAAUCAUUAGUGAAGAUCCUGAGCAUCACAAAAAGGAGAGGGGAAUAUAAGAAGAAAAAGGGAAGGAACAUGCUUUCCAUGGACAUGGGGCACAUAUCAAGCAUAUGUAGCUCUGAAUUCGACGAUAGCCAGUACAUGGAUGGCCAGAUUGGUAGUUAUAGUGAAACGCUUGGACUUGUGGAUGGAUAUACUGAUCAGCCAAAAAGACGUUCUAAAGGCAUUACUGACAGAAUGACAGAACUUGAUAUUCCUAGAAUGAUUGUUUCAGAUACCUCAAGGAAUGCACCAGUAAUCAGUAGCUUUGAGCCUGUAAGGAAGGAGCCUUUUGUGGUCAGGGAAGCCAGGAAAAUAAAGCCGGCCCUCCAAAACAUUGAAAUUGAGUAUAGCGAGAUGUCAACUCUGGGAUCCAUAGAAAGGCCCCGUAAUGCUUCUGUGCACACUGUCAGGGAAAGCUCCUCAAGCAGUGUUUCCGAAGAAAGGACACUUGACUUCUUAUCAAGCGAUACAGACUUCAAUAAAUAUGCUGUGGGUGGAAGAAGAAGGAGAGCAAGAAUCUUCUACCUCAUGCUUGAAUUGAGCUCGAGAGGGGCUUUUGUGCCUGUGCAGAAGCAGGCAUAUGGAGAGAUUGUGCUCACAAAGCCUAGACCAUGA